This is a messenger RNA of Brassica napus (rape), 2795 nucleotides long. Its product is annotated as senescence-associated protein 13. The coding region runs from base 1466 to 2437 and encodes 323 amino acids. The transcript has 2 exons. NCBI's taxonomy places the organism in Eukaryota, Viridiplantae, Streptophyta, Magnoliopsida, Brassicales, Brassicaceae. The record is from RefSeq and is a predicted model, not a curated record. Gene Ontology annotation, molecular function: oxidoreductase activity.
UUAAGUUACUUAUGUACUUUGUUUUAAAAUAAAAGUUUUAUCUACUACUUGUGGGUUUAGUCUAGUUUAGACCACCCGCAUCGGGGGUUUAUGAGAGAGUCAUGGGCUCGGUAUCAUAGGCCUUUUCGAUUAAAAGAAAUGAAUAAAUGGGUUUCAACCCGUGCACCGGGUCUUCCAAGUGAGCCCGUAUGAUACGGGGUCAUGCCACGCGGCGCAGAGGGAGUGGCUACGCGAUCUCGCGUGUUGAGUGAGAAAAAAAGGGUUUCGCGUGAAAGAUCCCAUUUUCCCUUCUCUCUUCGAAAUCUAGGGUUUCUCCGUCUCUGAGGCGAUUUCGUGUCCGAGUCCAGAGCCGGAGAUUUUCUCGAUCAAUUCGUCGUCGGAGUCACUCGUAAACGCUCUCAGGUCACCAGUUCAAGGAGGAGGAUGCGUGGAUGGUUGCAGGUCUUUGUUUCUUUAUGUAUCAAAUCAAGUCACGGGUGGUAAUGUAGUAGUAGGUGGUUGUAGUGGUAGAUUAUGUAAGAUGGAAUCACGGGAGAGUGUAGUGUUUUCCAACUUUCUACACUCGUUUUAUGUAUGUAUCAAAUCAAGGGUAUGUCCCCACGGCUUUGCUUUUGUACUCACAGGUGUAUGUACCCACAUGCUACUUGCUUCAAUGUUUUUCUAUAUAAAUGACUAUGUGUUUCAUUCUAUUUAUCUCAUUCAUGCAUUUUAUCAAAACUAUCUUACCAACUAUGUGAUAGCCAUACUUUUAUCAAAACUAUCUCACCAUCUCGGAAUCUCACCAACCAACACCACGAGAAUCACAACAACAAUCAAACAAGAAUCACCAAUCAACACAAAGAAUCAACUCUACUACUCCUCAACCCCACAGAUCAUCUCUACCAUUCAACAGAGGUAAGUUGAAAACCAAAAAUUCUAAGUAAUGAACAUAUCCUUAAAUAAUGAAAUUCUAAAUUCUAUAUUAUCAUAUUUAAAACCAAAAAAAGGUUUAUAAUUUACUAAACUUAAAACCCAAAAAAAAAGAUUCAAGAGAAAUAAACAGAUUUAUAAUUUUAAUGAAAAACUUUACUAAGGUUAAAACCAAAAUAAUAUAAAAAAAACUAAGGUUAAAACCCAAAAAAAAAAUGAAGAGAAAUAGAGAAAUAAACUUUAAAAGAGGAAAAGCAUACCAUAUAUAAGAAAUAAAAAUUUGUUUUAAAAGUUUAUUAAAAAUUCCUCCCUAUUGCCUUUUGUAGAAAAAAUAUUACAAUAAAUAUCAUCAACAAUGUCUUCCUAAUCAAGUGAUGAAGCGGAUGAAGUUUUUGAUGAAUUGGUCGAUGAAGUAGUUGAUAAUUUCAUCGAUACAGUAAUUGAUGGUCAAACCAACAAACCAAAGAGGCGAGCUUAUAUUGAAAGAGAUCGAGAACUAGGACACAUUCGACUAUGCAACGACUAUUUCAGUAAUAAUCCAACGUACACACAAGAUAUGUUUAGGCGGCGGUUUCGAAUGAACAAGCCAUUGUUCCUUCGCAUUGUCGACCGUCUAAGUACUGAAGUUCCGUACUUUCAGCAAAGAAGAGAUGCUACCAGAAGGAACGGGCUAUCUCCACUUCAAAAGUGUACGGCAGCGAUACGUAUGCUCGCAUAUGGUCAGUCAGGAGAUACAUAUGACGAAUAUCUCCGGAUGGCUGACAGUACAUCACGUUUAUGUUUGGAAAAAUUCACUGAUGCAAUAAUACAAUUGUUUGGGGAUGAGUAUCUACGAACACCUACAGCCGAGGAUCUUCAGCGAUUACUCGAUAUUGGAGAGGUAAGGGGAUUUUCGGGGAUGAUAGGCAGCAUCGACUGUAUGCACUGGGAGUGGAAAAGCUGCCCAACAGCUUGGAAAGGUCAGUUCACACGUGGUUCGGGAAAGCCGGCAAUUGUCUUAGAAGCCGUGGCAUCACAAGAUCUUUGGAUUUGGCACGCUUUUUUCGGCUUACCAGGUACCCUAAACGAUAUCAAUGUUCUUGAUCGGUCUCCAGUUUUUGAUGACAUCUUACAUGGUCGAGCCCCUAAAGUGAAGUUCAAGGUCAACAACCACACUUAUCGUAUGGCCUACUAUCUUACCGGCGACAUUUAUCCUCCAUGGGCAACAUUUAUCGAAUCCAUCCCACUUCCUCAAGGUCGUAAAGCACAUAAAUUUGCAGAAAUGCAAGAAUCCGCCAGAAAAGAUGUCGAACGGGCUUUUGGAGUAUUGCAAUCGAGGUUUGCAAUUGUUAGGAACCCAGCUCUACAAUGGGACAAGGAAAGGAUAGGAAAAGUAAUGAUAGCUUGUGUCAUAUUGCACAAUAUGAUAGUAGAGGACGAACGAGACAGAUACGCUCCAAUUGAUAUAUCUGAGUUUGAGACAGGACAGUCUAGCAGAAGUUCGCAGGCGAGAAGCAGAGAUAGUGUUAAUGUACCCCUGAUAUGUUAGCCAUGCGGAGAGAAGUUCGAGAUAGCGACAAGCAUCAUCGUUUGAAAGCUGAUUUAGUGGAAAAUAUUUGGCAAAUGUUUGGUGAUGAAGAUGAAUAAAUAAGUUAUGUAUGUUACAAAAAUUUCUCAAUUUAUGUAAUGUACUUUUAAUGUAUUGAAUAAAAUGUUUUCAUAAUUUUAAUAAUAUGUUUUAAUAUUUUAUUCAUUUUUUUGAAUAUUUUUAAAAAAAAUUUUAAAAAAAUUAAUAUUAUUAUUUUAUUCCUAUGAACUCCUUCUUCGGGUUCACUAAUGCAGAAAACAGCAUAUCCGAAUUUAUAACUGUUCAUGGACCCACGAAAAAAUAUUAAAAAAAGGGGCUC